GCAGUCGUAUCACCGUUGGCGUUGUUGGCCGUCAACAGAACAGAGCCUGAAAGGCCACGCGAGUGAAACGGAGCGUAAGGGCUCGUGUGAUUCGUUUGUUUGAAAAUCGAGUGCCCAGUCCCGUCCGGUGAGCAAGAUGACCGAAGUGAUCGAGAUGCUGAUGAUCAUCCUGAUCGUGACGCUCUGCUUCCUAAUGAUCCCGUUCAACACGAAACCGAGCCCGGUGCUGGAGGCAAGGAAGAAGUUCGACAUCUUCGUGCGGCUCUACGAUAAGCCGUAUCGGUACGAUGUGCGCGAGUACGAUUACCGGUUCCAGAUAUUCCGCACCUCGCUGAACCGGAUACGGCAGCUGAAUGAUCGGCGUUCGGCGACCGGUAACGAGGCCGACGGUGCCAUCUACGGCGUCACGCAGUACGCCGAUCUGACCGAUCGUGAGUUUAUCGCCCAGCAUCUGGCCGAUCUGCUGGCGGCGGAAGAGAUGGCCGUACCGCGGUUACAUCAGAAGUACGCGAUCGAAUCGCGCAGUGCGGAGAUGAAGAACGACAUCAUCUUUUCCCGGGCGCGCCGUGACCUGCCACUGAAGGAGCAACAGCAGCAGCAGCAACAGCAGCAACAGCAGCAGCAACUUCUUCCCCCCAACCUACCACCCACCGUUGACUGGCGUGCGAAGGGCAUCAUCACACCGGUCAAGAGCCAGGGUAGCUGUGGCGCUUGCUGGGCUAUCAGCGUCGUCGACACGAUCGCUGCACUGGCUGCGAUCAAGCGCAACGAACAGCAACCAUUGACGACGCCAGUGACGGAUCUCUGCCACGAACAGGUCGUCCAUUGUGCCGGCAAUGGUAACAAUGGCUGCUCCGGUGGUGACACCUGUCUCUUGCUCGAGUGGCUCAAGCAGGAAAGCUUUCCGAUCGGUGCGGCCGCCGAAUGUCCUUACCGGCGUUUGGCGGACACGGAUCAGAACUGUACCUUACCGGGAAGCGUGGUUGCCGGGGCGUGGCAACCGGGGCAGCAUCGAGAAACACGCGUCAAGCGGUUCUCCUGCGACCGAUUCGAGAACCGGGAGCACCUGAUGCUGCAACAUCUAGCGACCAAGGGACCGCUGGUGGCGGCCGUGAAUGCCGUCUCGUGGAAGUACUACCUCGGUGGUGUGAUCCAGUAUCACUGCGAUUCCGGUCCCCAGCUGCUGAACCACGCGGUACAAAUCGUGGGCUACGAGCUGAACGCCACCAUCCCGUACUACAUCGUGAAGAACUCGUGGGGCGUACGGUUCGGUGAUGCGGGCUACUUAAAGGUAGCGAUCGGGCGCAACCUCUGUGGCAUCGCGAAUCGAGUUUCCGCCAUCGAGCUGUUCUGAGAGGCCGGCGGGGGGAUUCCUAGACGACUAGAUGGAGUUUACUCAACUGUGACGUUCAACAAAGUCUACUCAGUGAGCGAAACCAUAGUGUACUGAAAAGGGGCAUGUACCUGCUUCGACUAAAACAUACUCACCGCCUUCUUCGAUGCUUCGGAUGUUUCGUCCCGGAUCGGAUGUAAGACAUGCGAGGCGCGGCCGUUUGUACGUUGUGUUUGUAAUUUGGCUUCAUUGUUAUUUCUUCAAUUGUUGUUGUUUCAUUCGAUUCCCUUUUUUCAUGUACACGUCUCUCUGCAACGAUUGUGUGUCUAUUGUGUUGUGUGUGUGUGUGAGUUGCGUUUCACUAGAUAGUCAUUGGUUAGCGCGCCAGCACUUCGCUCGCCAUCGACGUGUUGUUCGACAAUAAAAUUCCACAUUUUCUUAUUAA
Messenger RNA from Anopheles darlingi, 1778 nucleotides. RefSeq names its product cathepsin O-like. NCBI's taxonomy places the organism in Eukaryota, Metazoa, Arthropoda, Insecta, Diptera, Culicidae. The transcript has 3 exons. Gene Ontology annotation, molecular function: cysteine-type endopeptidase activity. Gene Ontology annotation, cellular component: lysosome. The record is from RefSeq and is a predicted model, not a curated record. The coding region runs from base 137 to 1354 and encodes 405 amino acids.